This is a messenger RNA of Komagataella phaffii GS115, 1938 nucleotides long. Its product is annotated as Subunit of the anaphase-promoting complex/cyclosome (APC/C). NCBI's taxonomy places the organism in Eukaryota, Fungi, Ascomycota, Pichiomycetes, Pichiales, Pichiaceae. Gene Ontology annotation, biological process: cell division. The record is from RefSeq and is a predicted model, not a curated record. Bases 1 to 1938 code for a protein of 645 amino acids. Gene Ontology annotation, molecular function: protein binding. The transcript has a single exon.
AUGUCUCACAACCAUUCCCAACACAAUAGCUCUAUGAUGACAAUAUCGCCAUCCAUGAGCCACAAAAGAGCAGUUUUGACACCCAAUAACUCUUCAAAGGUAACUGGUCGACCAAUGGGCAAUAACGGUGGAAGUGUUUCUAACAAGGCCUUCUCAACACCUAAGUUUGAUCCAAACAACGGAUUUAACCCAGAAAUUGACGAAGGUGUCUCCUUCUUAGGCACUAGUGGCGGCGUGGCCGGUGCUCCAGGAGUUUCUACAACCAAAAAACCGCUCAGCUUGGCUGAUAAACUAAGACUGUGGAGGCAUGAUGCUUUAAUGCAACAUCAUUAUAACACUGCUCAGUAUAUUGGGGACAAAGUAUUGUCCAUAACGAAUGACCCAAAUGAUGCAUUCUGGUUAGCACAGGUCCACUAUCAACAAGGAAGUUUUCUUACGGCAAGAAACCUGUUGAGAGGAGAUCAGUUUGAAGACAGUUUAUCAUGCAAAUAUCUUUGUGGAUUAUGUCUAAUAGCACUGGAGGAAUGGGAUGAAGCACUAGAUGUUGUCGGAGAGUUUAACCCCUACAAGAUGGACGAGGAUGUUACAGAUGCAGUAGAUUUUGAAGAUGUGGACAUUGAUAACUAUACCGAUGGAGGAAUUAAACUCGAGGCUUCUAUGUGCUAUUUGCGGGGCAAAAUCUAUAUGAAUAUGAAUAACUUUGAUAGAGCUAAGGAUUGUUUCAGGGAAGCUGUUUUGGCAGAUUUCAAAUGCUACGAAGCAUUUGAUGAGCUAAUUACUAAUAAUUAUUUAAGCCCCCAGGAUGAAUGGGAGUUGUUGGAGCAAAUUAACUUUGAUCAGGCUGAUGAGUUAGUGAAGUUGCUAUAUUCAACUAGAUUGAACAAACUGGCUCAUUCUUCCAAAUUCUUAGAAAAUGAACAAAAACUGCAGGAUGAAUACAAUUUGAAAGGAAAUAAUGAUUUGAAUUUAGCAAAGGCUGAACUACUGUUCUUGCAGUGCAAGUUCGAUACAUGUUUAACAGUAUGCGAGACGAUUUUGAAGGACAACCAAUUCAGCUUCAACACUCUACCACUAUAUUUAAGUUGUCUUUAUGAAUUGGACGCAAAAAACAAACUGUUUUUGGUAUCCCAUCAAUUAGCAGAAUAUCACCCUAAUCACUACAUCACUUGGCUAAGCAUCGGAAUAUACUAUAUUUCCAUCAAAAAAAUUAACGAAUCAAGAAUAUUCUUUAGCAAAUCUACCAUGUUGGCGCCUAAUUUUGCUCCAGCUUGGAUAGGGUUUGCUCAUACGUUUGCCAUUGAAGGCGAACAUGAACAAGCUAUUAGUGCUUAUUCCACAGCCGUCCGACUUUUCCCAGGAUCCUACCUUCCAUACUUGUUCUUGGGAAUGCAGUACCUACAAAUGAAUAACUUAACUCUUGCAUAUGAAUAUCUCAGUAAUUCCAUGCUGAUAUGUGAUAGGGAUCCAUUGUUGCUCAAUGAGCUUGGAAUCAUUUACUACCACCGAGGAGAGCUUUCUAAAGCUGAACACAUGUUUAAUCGCUCGUUAGAGCAAGCACAUAACCUGAAAAUUGAUUCCAAACUGUAUUACUCAAUCUACUCAAACUUAGCACAUGUGAACCGUAAGCUGGGCAACUUUCAAACGGCACUUGAGUAUUUUGAGAACGUUCGAAAGAUCGAUAGUAAAGACUCCAACAUCUAUGCGUCGAUGGGACUAAUUUAUCUCAAGAUGAACAAGAUAGAUCAAGCGAUACAGACCUUACACAUAGCAUUGUCUAUAUCUCCAAAUGAUACCAUUUCUUCAGAACUACUCAACAAAGCGUUAAGUCUGAACAUGACUAUAGGAUAUGAAAACCUGUUAAACCAAGAUGUAGACGCUUUGGUUCGAAGAUUGCAUGAAGGGAGUGAUGAAGAAGACGAAGGAUUUGCAGAUGAUUAA